ACAGACAUAUUUAAGAUGGAACACUGUGAACCAAUUCCCAAAGCAGCAGCCGCCACCACAACAUCUUCUCCGAAUUCUUCGAUUUUGCUGUCAUCGCUGUCUCCUCCUUUUCCGCCUCCGGCGGUUGUUAUCAGCCCCUGCGCUGCCUGCAAGAUGUUGAGGAGAAGGUGUGCUAAUCAAUGUGUGUUGGCACCUUAUUUUCCUCCUACCGAACCGGCCAAAUUCACCAUUGCUCACCGUGUUUUCGGUGCUAGCAACAUCAUCAAGUUCUUGCAGGAACUUCCCGAAUCUCAAAGGGCUGACGCGGUAAGCAGCAUGGUUUACGAGGCGAAUGCGAGAAUCCGAGACCCGGUUUACGGUUGCACCGGGGCGAUCUGCCAACUGCAAAAACAGAUCAACGAGCUCCAAGCACAACUAGCCAAAGCAAAAGCCGAAGUGACCAACAUGCAAUUGCAACAAGCAAAUCUAGCCGCCAUGCUUUGCAUGGAGAUGGCACAAUCGACGUCUCCUCAACCAAAUCCCCAGCAAUCCAUGGACAUUUUGAUUACCAACAACAACCCAAGCCUCAUUGAAGAUAACAACUUUGGGUCAUUAUGGGAACCGCUUUGGGCAUGAUUUAAUGCUUAAAUUUACUGAGGUCCCAGGAAAACUCUUUCCCAAGGAGAAGUUUAAGGAUAUAUUUAAUAAAGUUAGUUUUAGGGUUAAAAUAUGAAGAAAAUUAAGAUAUACUUAUGGGGAAUUCAUGUCAGCUUAGGGAUCUAAUAUAUGUUUGUUAAGGCUAAAAACGAAUAUUUUACAUGUUUGGGAGAGGAGGAGAAAAUAUGUACCUCAAUUUUCUUUUCAACUAUAAAGUUGUUUAUUUUUUAGGUCA
Messenger RNA from Hibiscus syriacus, 871 nucleotides. Its product is annotated as LOB domain-containing protein 1-like. NCBI's taxonomy places the organism in Eukaryota, Viridiplantae, Streptophyta, Magnoliopsida, Malvales, Malvaceae. The record is from RefSeq and is a predicted model, not a curated record. The transcript is spliced from 2 exons. The coding region runs from base 16 to 615 and encodes 199 amino acids.